Messenger RNA from Leptomonas pyrrhocoris, 2758 nucleotides. Its product is annotated as putative mitochondrial Enoyl-CoA hydratase/Enoyl-CoA isomerase. Lineage: Eukaryota; Euglenozoa; Kinetoplastea; Trypanosomatida; Trypanosomatidae. The transcript has a single exon. Gene Ontology annotation, molecular function: NAD+ binding; long-chain (3S)-3-hydroxyacyl-CoA dehydrogenase (NAD+) activity; enoyl-CoA hydratase activity. Gene Ontology annotation, cellular component: mitochondrial fatty acid beta-oxidation multienzyme complex. The record is from RefSeq and is a predicted model, not a curated record. The coding region runs from base 320 to 2758 and encodes 812 amino acids. Gene Ontology annotation, biological process: fatty acid beta-oxidation.
AGGGGCUACAAUGCUUCUUCAUCCGCAGUGAGAUUCUACUUCGCCAACACAUACCUAUACACACAUUUCUUUUCUUCCUCCUUUCUUCGUAGCGCCAUCUGCCGGAGCGUUCCCAGACGUGCAAAGCCUCUCCCUCUCCCUCCUCCCUUCCUGUUUUCUGACGGACAGCCAAGCGAAUCGUUCUCUUCGCUCUGGAUACUACUUCCUUCUCUCAACGUGCAGACUGCCACUACCCCUUCUAUCCUGCCUUUUCGAGUACCCCUCCCGCCAGACCACGUUUCCCCGCUACAACACACAAGAAGUAUAAGAAGAACAAAACAUGCGUCGCUUCCUCGUCCCCCGCUCUUUCGUUGCGAGUGUAGCCGCCCUGACUGCGCGGGCAUCACAGACCACGCAGCCUGGUGCUACCACGGCCGCCACCGCACCUACCACCGCCUCGCCUCCUCGCGCGACGGCAAAACCGACGGUAAUCGCCUACGACUUCCCGCGUGACAUCCUCGAAGACCGUCUCUGGAAGACGCACCAGGCCGGUCGCCACAUCACCGUCUACGUGGACUCGGGACGCAUUGCGUGGAUCGUCAUGAACCGGGCCGAGUCAAGCGCCAACGCCCUCGGGGAGGAGUUUAUGAAGGACCUGAACACAGCCCUGGACAUCGUCGAGUCCCUCGUGGCGAAGAAUGAGGCCCAAUUCGCCAUCCUCGCCAGCGCCAAGUCCACCUUCUGCGUCGGCGCGGAUAUUGAUCAGAUGUACCCGGUGACGGACCCCACCGUGGCGGAGGCGGUGAUCAAGUCCGGGCAAACCCUUUUCAAUCGGAUUGAAGGCGAGCCGUUCCCUGUUGUGGCGGCCAUUAACGGACUCGCCCUCGGCGGUGGCUUUGAGCUCGCCUUGGCCUGCCAUCAGCGCCUGAUGGCCUCCGGUGCGAAGGUUAGCUUCCCGGAGUGCAUGUUGGGUCUUCUCCCGGGCGCUGGGGGCACCGUGCGUACGCACCGACUGUGCGGACUAACGAAGACGGUGCAGUGGAUCAUGACGUCGAAGCAGGUCAAGGCAGGCGAGGCGAAGGCCGCCGGCGCCUGCGAUGUCGUCAUCCCCUCCGAGGACCGGUGGAAGGGUGAGCACCGCUUCUACGAGGGCGUGCGCAAGUGGGCGGGACAGAACCUCUCGGACAAACCCGCCAAGCCCACGAAGCGCAAGCACAUCAGCCUGAUCGACCGCGUGAUGGAGGGCACCUUCUUUGGGCGGCGCAUGGUAGCCAACCAGACAAUCAAGAUGUUGAACAAGAAGACGAAGGGCAAGUUCAUUGCGCCGUACAAGGCGCUCGAGUGCAUCAUGUACUCCGCCACGCACAGCAACGCGCAGAGCUUUGACAAGGAGUGCCGCAGCUUGGCGGAGCUUCUCUGCAGUCCAGAGGCGAAGAACCAGAUGGCGCUGUACUUUCUUCAGGAGGGCAUGAAGAACGUGGAGAAGACAGGCGUGCCGAAGGACAAAAUCAAAGAGGUCCGCCGCGUCGGCGUCAUCGGUGCUGGCGUGAUGGGCGCCGGCAUCGUGCACUACUUCGCUAACAAGGACAUCCCCGUUGCGGUGAAGGAUCUCAGCGAGGAGGCGGUGGCGAAGGGAAUCGGGCGUGUGCGGGCCGAGUUCGAAGGCGCGGUGAAGCGCAAACGAAUGGACGUAAACGGGCUCGAGAAGAAGAUGACCCUUGUCACGGGCGGCACCACGGAUGAGGUCUUCCGCAACGUGGACGUGAUCGUGGAGGCGGCGGUGGAGGUGAUGAGCAUCAAGAAGAAGGUGAUCGAGCAGCUUGAGAAGGACGGCAUCCUCAACGAGAAGAACCUCUUCGCCACCAACACGUCGUCGCUCAGCCUGACGGAGAUGCAGGCGGCUGCCCGCUACCCGCAGAACAUCGUCGGCAUGCACUUUUUCAACCCUGUCGCAAAGAUGCCGUUGGUGGAGGUGAUUAAAGGCAAGGCGACGUCAGCGGAAGCCGCGGCGACCAUAUAUAAUCUGGCGCUCAAGACCGGCAAGACGCCCAUCAUCGUCAACGACGGCCCCGGCUUCUUGGUCAACCGCAUCCUCGGCGCGUACAUGGCCGAGGCGGGGCGUCUGGCAGCCGAGGAGCACUGUCACCCCUCAAGGGUAGACGCGGCGCUCGUGGCUUUUGGGAUGCCGAUGGGUCCGUUCCGGCUGCUCGAUGAAGUCGGUCUGGACGUCUCGUGCCACGUCGGACCAGUGCUCUCGCAGGGCCUGAAGAGCAACCGCUUCGAGGUGACCCCGGCGGUGUCGCACAUGGUGAAGGACGGCUACCUCGGCCGUAAGAACGGCAAAGGCUUCUACAACUACGAUGAGAAGGGCAAGGAGACGGGGAUGAACAGAAGCGCUUUGACUACGUACCUCGGCGGCGAUCUCAAGGCCACCAUCGGCGAGACGGAGAUUGUGGACCGCUGCGUCUUGCUGAUGGUAAACGAGGCGACGCACGUGCUGCACGAGGGCAUUGCGCUGUCGCCCGAGGACGUGGACACCGGCAUGGUCUGGGGCACGGGGUUCCCCGCCUAUCGAGGAGGGCUAAUGCAGUACGCCGACCACCGCGGUCUUGCCAACGUCGUGGCCGCGCUGGAACAGCUGCAGCGCAAGACAAAGAAAGACUACUUUGCACCCACCGCGACGCUGCGGAAGAUGGCGGCGGAAGGCAAGCGCUUCUUCCCGAAGCGGCCUUACGUGCCUUACCAGGAGCGCCACGGUUUCCCAAAGGUGGCCUACUAA